AUGUGGUUUAGUGCUGCUGCUUUGCUGUCAGCCCUUCCGCUGUUGGCCCUGACAGCACCGGUAGCAGACAGCAAACCUCGAAUUGAUUACGACGCCAUUAUUGUUGGCGGUGGUCCUGCUGGGCUGGCUGCUCUGAGUGCCCUCGCACGAGUCCGUCGUAAUGUUCUGCUUGUAGACUCUGGUGUCUACCGAAACGGCCCUACUAGACACAUGCACGAUGUCCUUGGGUUUGAUGGAGUUCAACCGGCCUACUACCGCUGGGCAGCCCGGAAACAAAUUUCCCACUAUGGUACUGUUUCCAUGACCAACGGAACUGUCACCAAGAUCAAACCUGAGCAGAACAACACAUACUUCACUGUAACUGGUACAUUCAAGGACAACAAGAAGACCACCUUCACCGCCCGUAAGAUCGUUCUCGGAACCGGAAUCAAGGAUCUUAUCCCAAGCACACCAGGUCUCCAGGAGAACUGGGGCAAAGGAAUAUACUGGUGCCCAUGGUGCGACGGCCACGAGCACGCGGACCAGGCUCUUGGCCUCAUCGGUCCCCUAUCCAGCGUCCCCGGCACAGUUCGCGAGAUUCUCACUCUGAACAAAGACAUAAUUGCCUUUGUCAAUGGCACUGAUACUCCUGCGAAUCGUGAUGCCACAGAGCUGUCCAGCCCCAGGUGGCAAGAAUACCUCAAACUUCACAAAGUAAAAGUCGAGAACCGCAUCAUUGCAUCGAUUGAGCGUCUGAAAGACGGCUCUGAUCACAGCGCAGACCCCAGUUUGCCCACUGCCCCCGAGAAAGAUCUCUUCCGUGUCCACUUCACAGACGGAAAGUCUGUUACUCGCGCUGCCUUCUUGACCAGCUUCAAGGACGAGCAGUACUCCAAACUCGGACAAGAGACAGGCGUUCAACUGUACGGCACAAAGUUGGGCGUCGACCCUACCAAGGGUCUUGUCACCAACGUCCCUGGGGUUUAUGCUAUUGGCGAUUGUAAUUCGGACAAUGUGACAAACGUGCCACACGCUCUGUUCAGUGGAAAGAGAACUGCUGUCUAUUUACAUGUGCAAUUGGAACGAGAAAAUGCUGCCGAGGAACUGGCUGGUUUGAACAAGACGAUGAAGCGAAGCGUUCACGAUGAGGCUCGCUCGCUUUGGAACAUCAUGAAUGGCGAGAAGCGUGACUUGCUGUAUGCUGGACCUUUUGACCAGUAA
Molecule: messenger RNA, 1200 nt
Organism: Pochonia chlamydosporia 170
Lineage: Eukaryota; Fungi; Ascomycota; Sordariomycetes; Hypocreales; Clavicipitaceae
Product: FAD-dependent pyridine nucleotide-disulfide oxidoreductase
Exons: 3
Coding region: 1-1200 (399 amino acids)
Molecular function (GO): oxidoreductase activity
Source: RefSeq, a predicted model, not a curated record